AUGGCGGGUCGCCGAGCUCUCCUAAAUCGCCACCUUCUUAGCAGACCUCCAGAAGCCGACGCGUCAGGACGCGGAGCUCCUUCGGCGGUGACGGAGGAACCCUCUGUCCCAGCGCCUUCCUCCCCGCUGCAGGAACAGCCCAUGGCAGACCAAGGCUCGAGGGGCGGCCGCCUCCCGCUGGCGCUACCCCCAGCUUCACAGGCUUCUUCGGCGGGGGGCGGCGGCCCCGCGGCCGGGGGCUCGGGCAACCCCCCACCCCCGCGCAGUCUUCAGGGCUUGCUGCAGAUGGCCAUCUCGGCGGGCUCCGAGGAGCCGGACCCCCCGCCAGAACCCAUGAGUGAGGAGCGGCGCCAGUGGCUGCAGGAGGCCAUGUCAGCUGCCUUCCGGGGCCAGCAGGAAGAGGUGGAGCAGAUGAAGAAGUGCCUUCGGGUGCUGUCCCAGCCCAUGCCAUCUACGUCCAGUGAAGCCGAGCUGGCCUCCGACCAGCAGGAACGUGAGGGAGCCCUGGAACUGCUGGCUGACCUGUGUGAGAACAUGGACAAUGCGACAGACUUCUGCCAGCUGUCGGGCAUGCACCUGCUGGUGGGCCGCUACCUGGAGGCAGGCGUGGCAGGGCUGCGCUGGCGGGCAGCUCAGCUCAUCGGCACGUGCAGCCAGAACGUGGCGGCCAUCCAGGAGCAGGUGCUGGGCCUCGGUGCACUGCGCAAGCUUCUGCGGCUGCUGGACCGAGACGCCUGUGACUCUGUACGCGUCAAGGCCCUCUUUGCCAUCUCCUGCCUGGUGCGGGAGCAGGAGGCAGGGCUGCUGCAGUUUCUCCGGCUGGACGGCUUCUCCGUGCUGAUGCGGGCCAUGCAGCAGCAGGUGCAGAAGCUCAAGGUCAAGUCAGCCUUCCUGCUCCAGAACUUGCUGGUUGGCCACCCUGAACACAAAGGGACCCUGUGUGCCAUGGGCAUGGUCCAGCAACUGGUGGCUUUAGUGCGGACAGAGCACAGCCCCUUCCAUGAGUAUGUGCUCGGAGCCCUAUGCAGCCUGGUGACAGACUUCCCACAGGGUGUGCGAGAGUGCCGGGAGCCCGAGCUAGGCCUGGAGGAGCUCCUGCGCCAUCGCUGCCAGCUCUUACAGCAGCGCGACGAAUACCAGGAGGAGCUGGAAUUCUGUGAGAAGCUGCUGCAGACCUGUUUCUCCAGCCCGACUGAUGACAGCAUGGACCGGUGAGACCAGCGCGCCUCAGCCCCGCUUCGUGGGAACCCCGGGCCUGCAGCCACCCUCCCCACCCGCAAGGCCCUCUCCUAGGGAGAGCCGGGACUGUGGGCGUGGGGCGGGCCGCACACCACGGGUGGCGGGUAGCACCCCCCCCACACCAGGGGCUCUGAGGAGGGCGUGGGCUUCGCGGAUGCCACCGUUCUCCCAUUCCACUUCCUUGUGUCCACACCAUACUUCCAAUAAAGAGCGUUUUUCCUGUCAUUCCCCCACAGACCUCCCCGCCUGGGGAUGGGAGGGGGCACGACCUUAGGGACCUAGGGCCACUGGGGGAAACACGGGAAUAAUAAAGUGUUGCUACUUACCAGGCA
Messenger RNA from Sorex fumeus (smoky shrew), 1571 nucleotides. It is a transcript of the gene HSPBP1, whose product is annotated as HSPA (Hsp70) binding protein 1. The record is from RefSeq and is a predicted model, not a curated record. NCBI's taxonomy places the organism in Eukaryota, Metazoa, Chordata, Mammalia, Eulipotyphla, Soricidae. Gene Ontology annotation, molecular function: protein binding.